Molecule: messenger RNA, 2094 nt
Organism: Schizosaccharomyces cryophilus OY26
Lineage: Eukaryota; Fungi; Ascomycota; Schizosaccharomycetes; Schizosaccharomycetales; Schizosaccharomycetaceae
Product: AMP-binding dehydrogenase
Exons: 5
Coding region: 1-2094 (697 amino acids)
Source: RefSeq, a predicted model, not a curated record
AUGUCACCAAAAUCUUUAAAUACAACGUCCUCUUCAUCCAUAUUGGUUUCUCCUAGAGAAGAGGAUACACCUGUCGCUCGCCUAUUAAGAAAUGCAAAUGAAACACCAGAUCAUCGUUUUAUCUAUGUGUACAAUGAAUACACAGUUGUCGCUGAACAGUCGCUAAAUUCUGCAAUGAUAUUGGCUUGGGGAAAACGGUUGGAAUUCAUAUGGGUCACGAGUACUAUCUUUGCUUUGUGGGCUACUGGACGAACUUGUGUCAUUCUUAAUCGUGUCUGGUCCCAAGGGCUUGUAUAUGCUCUUGUUCAACGUUUAGAUAUUUCUGAUUUUCUUUAUCAUGAAUAUGCGCCUGUUUUUCAGGUGGAUUCUUUGAAUGUCCUUUCCUUUGCUUGCCUCCAGACGGACCUUAACGUUCCUUGCAUUCGCGCUGGGUUGGAACCACAAGUAGCACUUAUCAAUCAUUCCAGUGGAUCUACUGGUGUUUCUAAAUCGAUGCCAUUUCUCAUCAAAAAAUAUGCUUUCGGUUAUGACUAUGGAACUCCAGACUUCAUGAAUCAUCUUUUCACGCCCAUGGUAAUGGCUCCCAGCUUUGCUUUAACGACAUGGAGUUGGCUUAAUGCCUUGUACUGUAAUGGAAGCUUACUGUAUCCAUCUUCCUCAAUAUCGUCUAAUCGUACUUUUACUUCAGAGGCUGAACACAACUUGCUUGGAAUGUCUAUUAUGCUCUUCGUGCUGGAUGCGAACCUAGUUGCUGCCGGCGGCGAAAUGGUUCCUGCAAACAUGUAUCAUAUAUGCAAACGAGUCUUGCCAAAUGCAAUCAUUUACCCACAAUAUGGUACCACUGAAUCAGGAUUAGUUUCUUUUUUUGCUCCUAAUGGAGAAGAUACGUUGCAUAACAAAAAACUUGUAUACUUUCCCGGAAAAACAGUUAAAAAACUUUUCUUGUUUACACAAAAGAAUGAACUUGUCCCUGAAAAAAUCGGCCAUGAGGCUUUUGUAAUUCAAGAGAAAAGCGUGAAUUUAUCGACAAUUUCCUACAGGCUUCUACAUGAAGAUGCAUGUGCUUUAGCACGUACCAUUCCCAACUUUACUAUUAUGCAUACCAAUGCCCAAUACGUUUUGCUGACUGGGGCGACAGUUUACCUUGGUCGCCGGUUCUUGGAGUAUCUAUUGGAAAUGGAUAUGAGUGUUGUAUGUUUGAUACGAGAUUCUUCUGAUAAAGCCGCUGAAGAACGAUUAACAUUCAUUGUAUGGGCAGCUCAUUUAGAGGAAACAAGGUUUGGUUUGGAUAAUGCAAAAUGGGAUUUUCUCAUAAAAAAUGUUUUCCGAAUCUAUCACAUGGGAGCUAAAGUACACUGGAUGAAAUCGUAUCAAGAACUUAGGCCAGUGAAUGUCUUGGGAACGAAAACGAUUUUGGAGCUGAGUGUAAUGGGUCCAAAAGCGCUUUACUUUAUUUCAGGAGGUGGACAACAAGAAAUAGAGCUUGACGAUCGCAUUCAGUCUACUAAAACAUCCGGUUAUGCACUAUCUAAAUACGUUUCUGAGCUUUUGUGUAAAAAAGUAAAAGAUUUAGGACACCCUUCAAUAUAUGUUAUUCGUCCAGGAUUUAUCGUAGCAAGCGAUGGAGAGAUCCUAUCUAGAGAUUUCUUUUGGCGUUUCGUCAUAUCAGCAUUACGAAUGGGUGCUUACCCCCAAUACAGUGAAUCUCAACCGCUGCUCUUUCGUAUUUCUACCACCAAUGCAUUGUGUAUAGCGUUGACUCAGAUAAUGGAGAAACAGGCUGAUGAGUAUGCUCCUCUACUUGCAUACGAUAGAAUUGACGGUAACGAGUUUGCCCAAAUUUGUGAAUUCUUGAAGAAAAAGAAUAAAAAGCUACAAUUCGUUUCACUGGAUGGAUGGCUAAAAGUGCUUGAAAAGGAUAUUGAUGAAGAAGGAGAAGAUCAUCCUUUAUUUGCCCUUCAGCAAACAGUCAAGUUUGCUUUAGAAAGUGGUAUGAUACCAUACAAGGGACUGAAGAAUAUCUAUCCUAUGGGUGAAAAAUUUCUAACGAAGGAGGCGAUCGCAAAUGGGUUGGACAAUUUGUACAUUGAAUAG